AUGCAGAACGGGGGUGCUGUGCUUGGGUACCCCCGUGCCUGGGGAAUGGGCCGAGGUGACCAAGCUCACGUCCCGCUCUCCCCACAGGUGCAGCCUCCAGAUCCAGCCGGCAUCCGCGUGCUGCGGGGACACCAGCUGCCAGUCACCUGCCUCGUCAUCUCUCCAGAUGACACGUUCAUCUUUUCUGCUUCCAAAGAUGGCGCCCUCAUCAAAUGGGAGGUGGAGAGUGGGAAGAGGCUGUGUGUGGUGCCAGGGGGGAAGAAGGGCACCGAGGAGCGGCACAUGGGGCACGCGUCCCAGGUCCUCUGCAUGGCCAUCUCGUCGGAUGGCAAGUACCUGGCUACAGGAGACAGGAACAAGCUGAUCAUGAUCUGGGAUGCAGCCACAUGCAAGCGCCUGCACAUCUUCACCGGGCACCGUGAUGCUGUUUCAGGCCUGUCCUUCCAGAAGGGUACACACCAGCUGUACAGUGCCUCCCAUGACCGUUGUGUCAAGGUCUGGAACGUGGCAGAGAAUGCAUACAUGGAGACCCUAUUUGGGCAUCAGGACAUCAUCACAGGGCUGGACAGCCUGAGCCGGGAGUGCUGUGUGACAUCAGGGGGACGUGAUGGCACCGUGCGGCUCUGGAAGAUCCCUGAGGAGUCACAGCUUGUGUUCUGCGGACACCAGGGCUCCAUUGACUGUAUCCAGCUCAUCAAUGAGGAGCACAUGGUGUCGGGCGCCGAUGACGGGUGAGUGCGGGGCUGAAGAGGUGCCUGGGGUGGGCAGGCAGUGCCCCCCUUGGCCCCCUCACCCCCACAUCCCCUGGCAGGUCUGUCGCAGCCAUUCUGGAUCUCGGCAGUGGCCCCUCUGCGCAACAGCGACCUCCUGGCUACAGGCUCCCACAGCGGCAGCGUGAAGCUCUGGAAGUGUGGCGAGGGAUUUCGGAAGCUGGAGCCUCUGUGGGACAUCCCUUUGGUGGGUUUUGUCAACAGCCUCAAGUUCUCAGCAGCUGGUGACUUCCUAGUGGCUGGGCUGGGGCAGGAGCACAGGCUGGGCCGGUGGUGGAGGCUUAAAGAAGCCAAGAACAGCAUUUGCAUCAUCCCCCUGAAGCGCAGGACCACGGUUCCCAGUCCUGAAGCCACUGACACCUUGUAG
Messenger RNA from Chaetura pelagica (chimney swift), 1137 nucleotides. It is a transcript of the gene RRP9, whose product is annotated as ribosomal RNA processing 9, small subunit (SSU) processome component, homolog (yeast). The transcript has 10 exons. Gene Ontology annotation, molecular function: snoRNA binding; protein binding. Gene Ontology annotation, cellular component: small-subunit processome. Lineage: Eukaryota; Metazoa; Chordata; Aves; Apodiformes; Apodidae. The record is from RefSeq and is a predicted model, not a curated record.